UCGAGAGAUCGAGAUCGAGAGAGUGAGAGAGAGAUGGCCCAGAAGGAGGACACCAUUAGCCACUUCUCCCACCCAGGGCACGAGCUCGUGAAGCGGCACUACAUCGGGCCGUCGUUCCUCUGCGACAUGUGCUGGGAGCACCUGUCCGGCCCCGGCUACGGCUGCAGCGCCGGCUGCGACUUCGGCAUCCACGAGUCAUGCGCCGGCCACCCGCAGACGCACAGCUCCCAGGCGCACCACGCGCACCCGCUCGUGCUCGUCCAGACCCGCCGCGACGUCGUGGCUCACAUCUGCGACGUCUGUGCCGGGCGCUGCGCCGCGGGCUGCUUCCUCUACCGCUGCCCGCCGUGCGGGUUCGACAUGCACCCGCGCUGCGCGCGGCUGCCCCAGGUCGUGCGCAGCUCGCGGCACUCGCAGCACGACCUCACGCUGGUCGUCGCCGACGGCCGCUGUGCCGCCGCGUGCGGCGGCGGCGCGGGGCGCGCGUGGUACUACCGCUGCACCGCGUGCAACGUCGACUUCCACGUGUCGUGUGCGGCGACCGCCGGCGACAACAACGAUGGCGCUCGUCAAGACGCCGACACCGUUGUUGAGCAGAUACAUCAGGCAAGUGCGGCGCAAAUGAGAAUUCAGGCUGCGAUGAUGCAAGCAAGGCUCCGAGUGCAGGGUUCCAGAAACGCGUUGGACCUAGUCAGCCCUUCCUAUCCUGAGUCGUAUACGAUACGGAGAGACUACUUCUUCUAGAUCCGAAACUCUCGACGCAUUUGCUUGGAAAAGCCGACGUGAAUAAAGUGCUUCAGCAACAUUUCGUCACAAAAUCUAUAGCAUGCAUGCAGAGGCGGAGCCAGGAAUUUGUUUUUUUUCAUUAUUAGGGGGCUCAACCAUGCUAAUUUAUAUAAAAAUUUAAUCAAAAUUCAAAUGUUCAAUACAAAUUUGGGAACCAUAACGGGGCCACGCCCCUGCCCCCGUCUCCGCCCCUGCAUGCAUGUAUCAGAUUGGGUGUGUUUAUUAUGUUUACAGCUUGAGGCGUCAUUGUUCUCUGUCUGUCUACGUGCGUGUUUCUUUUCUCAUUGAAAUUGUAACCCCCUCUGUUCUUUCCCCCUGUCAUGUUGUAAUCCUAGUUAAUCAUGAAUGUUAAACGUCUCAAUUAUUUAAUUUUC
This is a messenger RNA of Panicum virgatum (switchgrass), 1160 nucleotides long. RefSeq lists its product as uncharacterized. The transcript has 2 exons. The coding region runs from base 34 to 744 and encodes 236 amino acids. Lineage: Eukaryota; Viridiplantae; Streptophyta; Magnoliopsida; Poales; Poaceae. The record is from RefSeq and is a predicted model, not a curated record.